AGCGAGCAGCAUACGUUCGAUUUGUAUUCGUGGUUUCCGUAUCGGAAACCAUCGAGUGAUUGUGGAAAGUUGCGUCAAGCAGUUCUGGUCGACAAAUGUGUGGCGAAUAGAGAAUAUUUACUGCGAAAUGCCGCUUUAUUCUCUUCAGAGGUGCCAACUGACUUGGGUGGUUGCCCUAUAAGUGUUUCGACAUUCCCAUUAGAUCCCUUCGUGAUGUUAGGCAGCGAUAAGGAGGAAGAAAUGGACGAAACUGAGGUCAGGUAUACCGAGGGUUUGGACAUACGCCUUCUUCACUUCAUGGCAAAAUGUCUAAACGCAUCUGUGAAGUUCGUGCCGCCACCAAUUGGAGUCCGGAACGAUGCGAACAACACCUGGGGAGGAGUAGCGGGUGACGUCAUCGGCCGAAGGGCAGACAUCGGUAUGGGCGCAACUUCGUACAUCUACUCGAUAGUGAGAGACCUGGACUUCACUGUUCCCUACGACGUCCUGGAGGUCGUCUGGGCUGUCCCAAGAGCUAAAGCCCGUCCGCGAUGGGGCAGCAUCACGAGAGUGUUCCAUCUGCCAAUGUGGUUGCUCCUGAUGGGCGUCAUGGUCGUGGCUGCUGGGGCCAUGCUUUGCCUGUCCAAAUACAAGGCGAAGUAUCAACAAGGACGGUCCGAGUACACAACUCUGUCCGGAUGCCUGUCCAGUGCUUGGGCGGCCAUGUUGGGAGUUGGUGUUCCUGUGCAACCACGCAGUGGACCAUUGAGGAUCAUCUUCAUCGCGUGGGUGAUACAUAGCCUUGCAGUAAGCACAGUGUUCCAGGCGUUCAUGACCAGCUUCCUGGUGGAUCCUGGGCUUGAGAAGCAGAUCAUGAAUGUGGAAGACUUGCUUACUUCGGGAUUCCAUUACGGCGUGCAUAAAAUAUUCUUCGGCUAUUUGUUUUUCCUCCAAAUAAAGCAAAGAGAUGUGAUGCUGCCUAACACGGACAUUUGCGUUAAAGUCGAAGAAUGCGCACAGAAAGUAGCAGACGAAGGAAAUUACGCAACCAUUUUGAACAGCAUCACCGCUGAAUAUCUGAACACGUACAAAACCUCGGACAACAAUGGCGUCGGAAAACUCUACAUGUUGGAGGAAAAACUCUCGACAAAUUUCCAAGUAUUUAUUCUUCCGAGAGGCAGCGAAUUUCUGGGAACUUUCAACCGUCUGGUGACCGUAGCAAAUGAGGCAGGGUUGGUAACGCACUUCUGGAAAGAAAUGUUGACAACCAACAAGAUCAAAGCCCGAUCCAUCACAGAACCAGUAGGAGAUGGCUAUGAAGUGUACACGAUCAUCCACCUUCAGAGCGCCUUCUAUCUGCUGCUUCUGGGGUACUGCACCGCCUUCUGCGUGUUUUUCGCGGAGAUCAUCCAUCAGAAAUGGCGGACGAGAAGACGUCGCCAAAAUAAGAUCAGAUUUCUAGAACGCAGGGUGCGGCGGUGUCUGCGCAGAAGGAGGGUCGCAUGGUGAUGGUGGUCUUGUUGGUUCUGACGACGCGUGGAUACAAGUUGUAAAGGCGAAGGAAUUGUCACAAUGGAUCGUAAUCGGAUUAUUGCUAUGUGGUUUUUGCACCGUCGUCGAAAGAAAUCGAAGCGUGGUAAUAGGAUGUAUUGGGUCCAUCCAUUCAAUCAAAGGAGCGUUGGAGUUGGUGUAUUUUACACGUUAUUUGAAGAAUUUCGAAGAGAUGAAAACAAGUUUUUUAACUAUUUCCGUAUGUCCAUUUCCUCAUUUGACGAACUGCUUGGCCGAUUGAAAUGUAGCCUUCAGCGUCAGAAUACAAAAAUUAGAAAGUGCAUUCAACCUGUGGAAAUGUUAGCUGUGACAAUUAGAAGCUGUAGACAGCGCCGGGGACAGAUUUUCCGACGGUCUGUAGGAACGAGGAGUUGAUGAAGUC
Molecule: messenger RNA, 1912 nt
Organism: Zootermopsis nevadensis
Lineage: Eukaryota; Metazoa; Arthropoda; Insecta; Blattodea; Termopsidae
Product: glutamate receptor 2
Cellular component (GO): membrane
Molecular function (GO): ligand-gated monoatomic ion channel activity
Source: RefSeq, a predicted model, not a curated record